Molecule: messenger RNA, 2445 nt
Organism: Sparassis crispa
Lineage: Eukaryota; Fungi; Basidiomycota; Agaricomycetes; Polyporales; Sparassidaceae
Product: Glutathione transporter 1
Exons: 8
Coding region: 1-2445 (814 amino acids)
Biological process (GO): transmembrane transport
Molecular function (GO): oligopeptide transmembrane transporter activity
Source: RefSeq, a predicted model, not a curated record
AUGGAGGCGCCAACAUCUUCCGUCACUGUUACGUUCCCUCAAUUUCUUCGUCGCCGCAACCCCAUUCCCGAUGUUCCCGAGGACGUUGACUAUGUCAUGCAACACUUAAACGAUCCAAACUGGGAUCUGGACCGAGCUUCUCCAAGAGCAAGCAUAGACUCUCUCGAGCUUGAUGAUAAAAGCGGUGUCAUCACAUCGAGCCGUCUUUCGAUUCGCAGUUCCAACGGCGACUCCGACUCGCAAGUCGAUUCGAGUUAUAGGACUAGCUCGGGGAAAGGGUUUGACGUCGAAGAAUAUGAUGAUGAGUCCCCUUACGCGGAAGUUCGAGCUGCGGUGGCCAACACGGACGAUCCGUCUAUGCCCGUAAAUACUUUCAGAACUUGGUUCAUAGGUAUUGUGCUAGCCAUGGUACUUGCCAUAUUCAAUCAUUUCUUUGGUACACGUUAUCCUUCUGUUGCAAUCAGUGCCCUAGUGAUGCAACUGGUUGCCCUCCCUUGCGGCAAGGCAUUUGAGUAUCUUCUUCCGACCACUCGCUUUACCACUUUUGGCUACACUUGGUCCCUUAACCCUGGGCCGUUCAACAUCAAGGAGCACACGCUUAUCACUGUUAUGUCUAACAGUAUCUACGGCGAUGUCUACGUGUCGUCGGUAUUUGUAACGCAGCAGGCUUUCUACCAUCAGGCUCUCUCAAUUGGCUAUCAACUCACUCUCUCACUGUCGACCCAACUUAUUGGUUACUCCUUUGUUGGAUUCCUUCGUAACUUCCUCGUCUGGCCCUCCAGUAUGAUUUGGCCGGGCUCACUUGUGUCCUGCGCGCUGCUCCGCACACUUCACAAAAGUUACGGCAAAAAGGAGGGACGCCAUAUGUCGCGAGAGAGGUUCUUCCUCUAUGUCAUGAUUGCUGCCACCGUGUGGUAUUUUUUCCCGGGAUUCGUCUUCACAGCGCUCAGCAUGUUCAACUGGGUGUGUUGGAUCGCUCCCGAAAAUCCGACAGUCAAUGCUCUGUUCGGAUACGCCAGUGGGCUGGGAAUGGGCUUCUUGACCUUCGAUUGGGCGAUGAUUUCCUUCAUGGGAAGCCCAUUAGUUACUCCUUGGUGGGCUGAACUGAACAUUUGGGUCGGAUUCGUGAUUUGCUAUUGGGUGAUCGCCCCCAUUAUGUACUUCAAGAAUGCGCUUUACGCGAAAUAUAUGCCCAUAUCAGCUGGUGUAUCCUACGACAAUACUGGCAUGACGUAUGUCGUUGAUGCGAUUCUGACGAAUGGGGUCUUCGACCUCGAGAAGUAUAAGGCGUAUUCGCCCUUGUACAUGCCGACAACUCUGUCACUUGCAUAUGGUGUUCAGUUCGCAGCGUUUACCGCUGUAAUUGUGCAUGUUCUUCUAUGGUAUAGGCGUGACAUCUUCCGGCAGUUUAAUCGAUCCUUGGGGGAUGAGCGUGAUGUGCACGCACGCCUAAUGUCGGUAUACCCCGAAGUGCCUUGGUAUUGGUAUGCCACAGUGGGGGUAGUAGCCCUAGUCUUGGGAGCUGUUGGGAUCGAAGUCUACGAUACCGGCAUGCCCCUUUUCGGCUUGCUUGUCGCGCUCAUCGUCGCCGCCGUGUUUGUGAUCCCCAUCGGCAUCAUUCGCGCUGUCACCAACCAGAUGAUCCCCCUCAACGUCCUCAGCGAGCUCAUCGGUGGCUAUAUCAUUCCUGGGCGGCCCAUCGCUGUCAUGCUGUUCAAGACGUAUGGCUUCAACUCGGUCAAUCAAGCGCUUAGCUUUACGGCUGAUCAGAAGAUUGGUCACUACAUGAAGAUCCCUCCCCGUUCCAUGUUUAUGGCGCAGGUCAUUCCUACCAUCAUGUCUGCGAUGGCAUGUAUUGGUGUGCAGUACUGGCAAUUUGCACACAUCGAGGAUCUCUGCUCGCCUACGCAGAAGGAUGGCUAUGUUUGUCCUGGAUUCAGCACUUUCGCAACCGCUUCCGUCAUCUGGGGCGGCAUUGGACCCAAGCGUAUAUUCUCGGCUGGCGCACUGUACCACCCUAUGCUUUACUUCCUCAUCGUCGGUGCUGUCCUUCCCAUCCCCUUCUACUUCCUCGCCUACCGCUACCCGCACUCUUUCUGGCGGUACGUCAAUAUUCCCGUUAUCUUCGCCGGACUAGGCGUGAUGCCCCCUGCAACCGGUGUCAACUUCUCCGCGUGGAUCACCGUCGGGUGUUUCUUCAUGUGGUUUAUGCGCCGCUACCAUUUCUUCUGGUGGAUGCGAUAUAACUACAUCCUCUCCGCGGCACUCGAUGCGGGCCUCGCACUGGGGCUCAUCCUUAUCUUCUUCUGCCUGCAGCUGCCGAAGAACGGCAUCACGCUUAACUGGUGGGGAAACACCGUGUGGACGAAGACGUUUGACGCCCUGGGCAUGCCCUUCUACAGUCUCCCGCCGAAUGCGACAUUCGGGCCGCAGACUUGGGUGUGA